Molecule: messenger RNA, 6488 nt
Organism: Daphnia magna
Lineage: Eukaryota; Metazoa; Arthropoda; Branchiopoda; Diplostraca; Daphniidae
Exons: 12
Coding region: 1-4170 (1389 amino acids)
Biological process (GO): synaptic transmission, glutamatergic; modulation of chemical synaptic transmission; monoatomic ion transport
Cellular component (GO): plasma membrane; postsynaptic membrane
Molecular function (GO): transmitter-gated monoatomic ion channel activity involved in regulation of postsynaptic membrane potential; NMDA glutamate receptor activity
Source: RefSeq, a predicted model, not a curated record
AUGGCUACCGGCCAGCCGGAGCGAGGAGCCAGCGCAAGAGCCGGCCCUCCGUCUGUCCGUGUCCUGGCCGUAUUCGACGCCAGCGAAAUGGCAACAAUGGAGCGCGUCAUGCAGAAAACGCUGAUUGCACUCAACAAGGAAAAAACGGCCUGGGCAGCCGGAUGGAAUCGCCAAAACAGCGGGAUCGGGGCCGCUGCAGAUGUCAACAUCAGCACGUCGUCGGCCAGCCGAGGCAAACGCAGGAAGUGGCUGGCCGGUGGGGGACGUCUAACAGUGGACAGUGUCACGUACUCGUCGCAGUGGUGGAUCAAUCAAACGGCAGACGAUCUCGAUCGUCUCAUCGUUUCUCAUCGGCCCGUCGCUAUCCUCGUCCUGUCAGCCGACGAUUAUUCCGUUUUCCGUGUCGCUCUCGCCGCCUCUUUGUUCCAUGUGCCCGUCAUCGGAGCGCGGGCGCAGCGCGGACUCGACGAUUCCUCCUUCCGCGGAGUUUCACCGUUUUACGUCGGUCUCAAUCCUGGUCCCCAUCAUUUGGCUUCCGCUCUUCACCACCUGCUACUGGCCAACAAUUGGCUACCCCUGACGCUGAUUGUCGACGAUUCACUGGAUGCCCAGAAGAUCCGGCAAGUCGUUCAACGACAUCCGUCCAACGUCGACAAGGUGAUGGUGGUGACGGUGAACAGGGGCUCAGCUCCACACCGGAUCCUUGCCCAGCUGAGCGGUAUCCAGCAAACGACAUCACUGGUGAUCGCCUUCUGCUGCGAGCCUCGUCUAGCGUCGCUCAUUUUUCGCGAAGCUCGACGACUCAACAUGCUCAACGGCGAUUGGGUGUGGCUAGCCUUGGAGCAGGCCGUCUCGGACUUCCAUCACCACUGGACGGAUGGCUAUUCACCGGCUGCGGCUGGACGAUUGCCAUCCGGCGGAUGGACGGCCGAUGGACAAGACGACGAAGACGACUGGCCACUUGGCUUGCUCGGCCUCGUUUCUCAGCAACCGCUACGCCUGACCAAGCACACGAUGAAAGGCUCGCUGGCCAUCAUCCAUUCGUCCAUCAGGGCCAGUCUGGCCGUCCAUCAGCUGCAAACGUGGCUGGAUUCGUGGACGAACGAGACUAGCGCCACUCAUCCCAUCCAACGACUGCAAGUGGCUAAAAAAAUGGACAGCGAGAUCCGAUGGCGAGUGAAAGAGGCGCUGGCUGGCCGACUGACUUACGACGGAGGCGGUAAAAUCGACUGUGCUCUGAGAGCCAACUUUGACGUCAUCAAUCUCGUCCCGGCCGGACCUUUCUAUCCGAAGAGCAGCGCCAGUAAUACGAAUGGCGUCGGCGCCAAAUCGACCAAGACAUCAGCAUCCUCUUCUUCUACUUCCUUGACUUUGACGAGACGGCGAAGACACUCCUCCUCAACAUCCGACAAACAUUUUGGCAACGCCACAGCACCACCGCCGUCGGAAUUGUUGGAUGAAGACGAUGAAGAUUUGCAGGAUGAAGAAUAUCCAUCGGCGGCUGAGGAAACCAACGCCGCUGGAUAUGCCGAUGAAUUGGAUGCUGACCAAGACGAUUCGGAUGGACGAAACAACGGCCAGCCUGUCGUCAUAUCAACGGGCGCUGAUGAUGCAAGUCUUUUAAACGAACCUAUCGCAGCCAAAGAUCCUCUCCGUCCGCCCAUUUGGCAAUCAGUUGGCAACGUCUCUGGCCAGGCCGUCACGUUCAAAGGAGUUCAGUGGCCUGGCGGAGGUUUGGCCGGCCCUCGUUCGCACAGCCGACGGGUGUACCGUGUGGCCACCAUUUUCUCGCCGCCUUUCGUCAUGGAGACGGAAGUGUUCAAGGAGGACGACGAAGAAGAAGAGGAGCAGCGUUGCCUGACUGGCGUGCCUUGCUUGCGGGUGACCACCGGUCAGAAAGACGAGCUGGCCCGCAUUUUUGGCGACUACGAAGGCGCCCAGCUGCACAAGGGCCGCUCCUACAAUCUGACGUGUUGCUACGGCUACUCGAUCGACUUGAUGGAGAACGUGGCCAGCGAUUUGGAUGUGAAAUUUCAAGUGUACGUCGUCGCCGACGGGCAGUGCGGCAGUGCUAAACGGCAGGCCGGCAACGACGGCAAGUGGGACGGCAUUGUAGCCGAUUUGCGUUCAGGGGCUGCCCAUUUGAGCUUCGCUCCUCUGAGCGUGACGUCCGCCAGGAGCGAAGCCAUCGAUUUCUCGAUUCCUUACUUCUAUUCGGGGCUGUCCAUCUUGCAGGCCAGCAAGAUCAACAACGAUGAUGUCCCUCUGCUGGCCUUCCUCAAACCUUUCCGUCCCGAUCUGUGGAUCGGCAUCUUCGUCAGUCUCAAUCUGACAGCGCUGGCCGUGGCCAUCUACGAGUGGCUCAGUCCGUUCGGUCUCAAUCCGUGGGGUCGACAGCGGACGAAAAACUUUAGCCUUGCCUCCGCCCUUUGGGUCAUGUGGGGCCUCCUCUUCAGCCACUUGGUGGCCUUUAAGGCACCCAAAUCGUGGCCCAACAAGUUCCUCAUCAACGUCUGGGGCGGAUUCAGCGUCAUCUUCUUGGCCAGCUACACGGCCAACAUUGCCGCUCUCUUCGCUGGCGUCUUCUCCGAAACGGCUGUCACCAAUUUUCACGAUCCUCGCUUGCUGAGCCAAAAAGUGGGUACCACGCGCAGCUCGGCUGCCCAGCAUUACGCCCAGAAAACGAAUCGUGGAUUGGCUGAGCAUUUGGAACGGUUUACCGUGCCCAACCUGGAAGAAGGCAUCGCCCGACUGAGAGACGGACGGCUGGAUCUGCUCAUCGGCGACACGCCCAUACUGGAUUAUUAUCGCGCCAAUGAUCCCGGCUGCACGUUGCGAACGGUCGACGUCAUCGAGGAGGACAAUUACGCCGUUGGCAUGACCAAAGGGCUACGAUUGCAGACGAGCAUUUCGUCUUUGAUUUCCAGCUAUUCAACAUCCGGCUACAUGGAUGAAUUGAGGAGCAAGUGGUACAGUUCACUGCCUUGCUCGCGUUCGGCUCACGACGCUUACCGACCUCAACCGCUGGGCGUGUCGGCUGUGGCGGGUGUUUUCAUCCUUUUAGGAUUCGGUAUCCUCGGUGGAUGUCUGAUUCUCGUCCUGGAGCAUCUCGUCUACAAGUUCGCCCUGCCCGUUCUACGUCGACAGCAUAAAGGCACCAUCUGGCGGUCGCCAAACAUGAUGUUUUUUAGUCAAAAACUUUAUCGAUUCAUCAACUGUGUUGAACUGCUAUCGCCUCAUCACGCAGCCAAAGAAUUGAUGCACAGUUUGCGUCAGGGUCAGAUCACGUCGCUGUUCCAGAAAAGCGUCAAAAGGAAGGAAAAUGAACAGAAACGUAGGCGUAAAAGUAAAGCCCAAUUUUUCGAAAUGAUACGCGAGGUGCGUCGCUAUCAGCAGGAAGAGAAAGAAACGGAAGUCGCCGACGAUGAAGAGGAUGAAGAAGAAUACGACCACCAUCACAGAGUGGUGGACGAAGAGACGGGCGAAGGUCUGGCCGACGAUGACGAAGAAGAGAAGAGGCCGCAAUUUGCACCUCCGCCUCCAGCUGAUUAUGGAGACGAUUGCGGAGACGAUUCGACGAGCGUCGUCGUCGUUGUUGCCGGACAAAACAAAACGCCUUCCAGCGAUGAUAUCGCCGUCUACAACACUCAGAUGCCUAUCGUAACCGAUUCGCGGUUCACCGUUGAUCCUCCAUUACCAUCCAGAUCGUCGGAUAGCGAAAGGAAAUGGAAAAUGCAAAUGGCUCAGAGGCGUCGAUCGUUUAGCGCUGACGCUCUGUGUGAACCUGCCCACAUCCAUCAACAAAGACGUCGUCAAGGUGUGAGAUUUGCCGAGAGUAGUCCGAGUAGCAGUAGCAACAACAGUAGCGAGCAGAGUCUAAGCCAAUUGGAAGAUGGCGUUGCCGGCGCUUCUGCUGGAUGGGACAAUAGCGAAGACAAUUCGUCUUUGCUCUGCUCCAUGGUGGACAAGGCGACGUUGAACAAGCUGACCAAAGAAGACUUGCUCCUCUUGUGGCAAGCUGCCGAAUCUGAUUGGUUGGCCAAAGUGCGAGCGUUACGCAAACAGAGGGACAUUCUUCAGCUGCGCUAUCAGCACGCCAAAGCCGUCAGUCAAGUAGCCAAUCCUUAUCAGGCUCCACCAACACCUCCACUCCCCACCAUGAAGUUUUAAAAGGUGGGGAAAUAUAAAGAAAUCCACUAACCAUAUGCAAACAACGAAUAACCACACAACAUUUGUAGCACCCCUUUUACUCCUUCCCGAAUUGGUUUUGUCCCUUUCAAACGGCCUGCAUUGAUGAAGCAGUUAGUUAAUACUGUAACAAAAAAAAAAAAACAAAAAAAAAAAAAAAGACAAAAAACAAAACAACAAAAAAAUUAUUACCCUUACAUAAUAACAUUAGUUCACUUUAAAUAUAGGAAUAGAGAAGAUUAAAUAACAACAAUUCUGUAGGCUAAAAUAAUUGAAAGGAAAAGAAUAUUGGUUUUCUUUUUCUUUGCCAGUUCAUCCUUCUAGUUCAUAAUUCCAGUAGCUUAAUGACACAUUAUGGCAGUUGUAUAAAAUUAAUUUUGAACGCAUGUUUAUAUCUAUUUAUUGGACGUCGAUUCAGCGGCAAAGUUUUUAUUAUUGUUGGUUAUUGUAAUCUAAUAGAAGAAACGGAACGUGUGCGUGGGUGAUUGAGUGCCUGUCUGUGUGUUACAUGCAGUUAAGAUUGUUGGACAUGGAGAGACAGUGAGUGCCUCUUGUUUCUCUAGAUAUGUUGGAACGCGCUCCUCCUUUUCCUUAUAAUGUCCCUAUAAUUUUAUUUGACGAAAAAAUCGAUAACUUGGUCUAGCUUCUCUUGCCGAGGGCACUUAAAUACAACCCUCCCCCCCCCCAAAAAAAAAAUAACAAAAAAAUUUAAAAAGGAAAAAAAAAAAAAUUAAAUUUGCAAUAUUUUGGACGAGCUUCAGACGCUCCUUUGAUCUCCAGUCUAUUUAAAGGACUUAUUUAUAAUUACGUUUAAACCUAUUAAUAAUAAUAAUGACGAUAUGCGCUGAAUAACAGACGACAAGUAAAUUCGAUCCGACGUAUUGAACUUGUACAUUUGCAAACAUUAACAGAAAAUAAGGCAAUUUGAAUAUACUAACAAUAAAAAAAAAAAAGAAAAAAAGGAAAAAGAAAGCGUUCGUGUGAAUUACUGAUCUGGGAUGAUGUCUAAUGGGGUAGUGCUCGUAUGAAAUGAAAUAGUAAUAGGAUCAAUCAGACAUCUUAUUGAGUAUUCAACACAUGCCGGGCGUAAAACCCCGGACUGGGAAUUUCUGCCAGCCGUUGCCUUGCACGCAGCUUUCGCUUGAUUUUUGCGUACUUUUUUUUGUUUUUAAAUGAGCGUACGUGAUGUAAUCAACUAUUGAAUUAGUUAAACAGAGGGGGGAAAUGAUACGAAUUCCUCUGUAUCCUUUAACGACAGUUCGCUGUGCAAAAACUACACUUUUGCUCGAGGGCUUUCGGCUGAAUGAGGUAAAUCUUCUUGUCAAUUUUGGCAAAACAAAAGCUGAAAAAUAACGAGGGGUUACAAUCUCUUCGCACUAACUGAGCUGAAAAGGCAUUGAUUUUUCCUAUUCGGUGCCAAGGAUGACUGCAUUGCCAGCGGAAUUCUAAACCGCAUCGCAAGAUGCACAUCAAUUAAGCCAAUGUUUAUGCGCAGCACAUCGCCACGCCUUUCUUACUUUGAACAUUCCGCGAUAUAUGAAACUCGAUCUAUUAUGUACAUACAAAAAGAUAGCGUAGGCGACUUUGAUGGCCAUCUAGGCGAUGCUUUCAGGUUCCUGAGUGCGAGUUCGAAAUUCUCACGAUCGAUAUUUGCGUACGUGGAACCAGCCUUGCAGCACCUACCCCGCAAUCUCAUCAGAUCUGGUGGGUAAAUAUGGCUGCACAAAAACGAAAUAAAAAUAAUACAAAAGUUUGCUAUCCCUGAGCUUUUUGAAAUUGUUUGCCUGCACAGUAGUGGCAUUCGGGACUCUUUUUCUUUUCACGCUUGACGUCUACACAAGAAUUUGUUCACGCCAAGUACCAGUCAAAGCGGGGCGUAAGGUGUAAAAGCAUCUUCGAAAAAAAAAAAAUCUUUUAUGUAUUACAAGAGUGACGUCCAGUGUUAUUACAUUUUUCUUUUUUUUCUUUUGUUUUUGCUUUCUUAGGUUUUUUUUUUAUAUAAAGUUAAUCCAAAAUGGAUGUUGACGGCUGAUUUUUCAUGAACCUCCCAAAGCCCCCUUCUGCUUACCCGUGCCGGAUUAUGGAAGGUGGCGCGUGAUAGCUGCAAGCUAAAUACAAAAUUUUUCUUUUUUUCUGUAGGCUAAACGUGAGGUUUGAGCCAAAGGCAGAAUAACGUGAAACCCAAAAACAUAAACAAAAAUCCGGUUACAAUUUUCGUUUGAAAUGAAAAUACUUGUUUUAAUCCGAAUUUCUUGUAUUCAAUUGUCACAUUGGCCGAUAGUAAAAUUUAAAGUUCCGUA